Molecule: messenger RNA, 1454 nt
Organism: Arachis duranensis
Lineage: Eukaryota; Viridiplantae; Streptophyta; Magnoliopsida; Fabales; Fabaceae
Product: protein disulfide isomerase pTAC5, chloroplastic
Exons: 6
Coding region: 122-1324 (400 amino acids)
Source: RefSeq, a predicted model, not a curated record
GAGAUAAUAGAGUAAUCGCAAUUAGCAACGAAAAUAUCUUCGUUCCUGAGUUCCUCUUACCCAUCACUAUUACGGGAGCAUCCAUGGCAACCACACUCAAAGCAUACUCUCUUUCUCAUCAAUGUCUUCUUCUGCCUCCCUACCUCUUCCCCCUCUCUCCCUAACCACCAAAAGCCACUCCCCGCUCUUCUCUCCUAAAUCCCCCACUCUACUCCUCCUUCUUCCCUCCAACAACUUCUCGUCCCUCACAUGCCGCUGCUCCACCUCUUCUCCUUCCAGUUCCGACCGCGAGGAGCAGCGCUGGCUCCGCGAGGAGAAGCGUUGGAUCCGCGAAGAGCAGCGCUGGCUCCGGGAGGAGCAGCGUUGGGCGCGUGAGCGGGACGCUCUGCUCCGGGAGAUUGCCGAGCUCAGGAUGCAGGUUCAGGCCCUGGAGCGACGGCUUCUGGCGCAGGAGGUUUCUUCUUCGGAGGCGGUUCCGAAUGUGGCAGCGCUGUUGCAAGCUUUGAAGGAUAAGAACCUUGUUUUGGAGAGUGGAUCGAAUUCGCAGCAGCAGAGGCUGGUACUGGUCGAGAAGAAGAAGGAGGAACUCGAUGCAGAAAAAGAAGAAGAAGAGGUUCUUGAGCAUGAAAAGGAGGUUGUGCUUAUUGAGGACGCUGCUGCUAAGGUUGAGAAGAGGAUCACUCUGCGGAUGGGUUCCGAAGGAGAACAAGUUCGAGAGAUGCAGGAAGCGUUGCUGAAAUUAGGAUUUUACUCAGGCGAGGAGGACAUGGAGUUUUCCAGCUUCUCCAGUGGCACUGAACGAGCUGUCAAGACUUGGCAAGCUGCAUUAGGUGCCUCUGAGGAUGGUGUUAUGACAUCUGAACUUCUUGAAAGGCUUUAUUUGGAGAUACAAACCAAGGAUUCAGGCAAUGCCAAUGAAAACAGAAAAUCCACUAGUGUUUCAUCGCAUGAAGGGGAAAAUGGAGCUGUGGUUGCUUCUGUGACAGAAAUUUCAGAAGUUCAGCAGAAAGUUGUGAAGAAAGGUGACACAGAAAUAGAAGCCACCUGUCGGGGAGUUUUUCUUCUUGGAGAGAAUCGGUGGGAAGAACCCUCAAGACUCACCUCAAGUGAUGGACUUGAUAAGAGCAAGAAGAAGGAUGGAACAACCAAAUGCCUUCAAUGUCGUGGGGAAGGCCGUUUGUUAUGUACAGAGUGUGAUGGAAGUGGUGAGCCAAAUGUUGAACCUCAAUUUUUGGAAUGGGUAGAUGAGGAUGCAAAAUGUCCAUAUUGUGAAGGCCUAGGGUAUACUAUAUGUGAUAUUUGUGGAGGGAAAGCUAGGGUAUAGGUAUGCCAUACAUUUCCUUAUGAUUUCAAACAUGUAUAUGAUUAUCAAUAUCAGUGCAUUACGAAUUGUGUUCUGAGAUUUUCUUCAAACAGAUAAAACUAUUUAAUACAAAACAACCUUGGAGUGAAAA